UCUUUCCCGGAAUUCCCUGUAUCUUGGCGGGUGGACGCGGUUUCUUCCUAUUUCGCCUCUGGCAGAGGCACACACUGUUCUCCGGUCCUUUGCACUGCAGGCCCCCAGCUCCCGAGCAGCUGCUCCGGUCCGCUCGCCUCCACCCGCAACAGACCCAUGGCGGAACGUGGGGAGCUCGAUCUGACCGGCGCCAAACAGAACACCGGAGUGUGGCUGGUCAAGGUUCCUAAAUAUUUGUCACAGCAAUGGGCUAAAGCCCCCGGAAGAGGUGAAGUUGGGAAACUGCGGAUUGCCAAGAGUCAAGGAAGGACUGAGGUGUCAUUUACUUUGAAUGAGGAUCUUGCAAAUAUUCACGACAUUGGUGGAAAACCAGCAUCAGUCAGUACUCCUAGAGAACAUCCAUUUGUCUUACAAAGUGUUGGAGGACAGACAUUAACGGUCUUUACUGAGAGCUCAUCAGACAAACUUUCAUUGGAAGGAAUAGUGGUGCAAAGAGCUGAAUGCCGACCUGCGGCCAGUGAAAACUACAUGAGAUUAAAAAGAUUGCAAAUAGAAGAAUCUUCCAAACCUGUAAGGCUAUCACAACAACUGGACAAAGUUGUGACAACCAAUUAUAAACCUGUUGCUAAUCAUCAGUAUAAUAUUGAAUAUGAAAGGAAAAAGAAAGAAGAUGGAAAACGGGCUCGAGCUGAUAAACAACACGUUUUGGACAUGCUAUUUUCAGCAUUUGAGAAACAUCAGUAUUAUAAUCUUAAGGACUUGGUGGACAUCACAAAACAGCCUGUGGGAUACCUAAAGGAAAUCUUGAAAGAAAUUGGCGUUCAGAAUGUAAAAGGGACCCACAAAAACACAUGGGAGCUGAAGCCAGAGUAUAGACAUUAUCAAGGAGAAGAAAAGAGUGAUUAAGAAGACUUCGCCAGCGUGCCAGCAGAACAACUAAAGGGCAGUGCGCUGAGGAAGCACCACCAAAACUCAGAUUCUUGAGUACCGUCUGUUGUAGGGGUGAAAUGACUGGAACUUUAAUUUUCCUAGGUAAAUUUUUUAAACAAUAAUUCUUGUAAAGUUACUCGAGUAUUGUUGUUUUUGUUUUUGGUUUUUUUUUUUUUUUUUUUUUUUUUUUGAGGAAAAAAAUUUAUUUAUAGGCUUGUAUUAAACCUAGAUUAUUCAGAAGGGGGUGAGGGGUUGGGGAGGUUAAGGUUUUUCUUUUUAAAUACUGACUUUUAAAAUGUAAGACUAGGAAAUGUUUUCUAGAUGAGGACUCUCUGUCCUUGUUUUCUCUGAGGAUCUGAGGUGAUGCAAAGCCGAAGUGAAUGGCAAAGCCAGAAAAAAGCGGUCAACUACAGAAAGACUUAAAGGGAAUAAAAAAACCAAAGUUCCUUAUUCUGA
Lutra lutra (Eurasian river otter) is the source of this 1386-nucleotide messenger RNA. It is a transcript of the gene GTF2F2, whose product is annotated as general transcription factor IIF subunit 2. The record is from RefSeq and is a predicted model, not a curated record. NCBI's taxonomy places the organism in Eukaryota, Metazoa, Chordata, Mammalia, Carnivora, Mustelidae. Gene Ontology annotation, cellular component: transcription factor TFIIF complex. The transcript is spliced from 8 exons. Gene Ontology annotation, biological process: transcription initiation at RNA polymerase II promoter; transcription by RNA polymerase II. Bases 157 to 906 code for a protein of 249 amino acids.